Cydia amplana is the source of this 2396-nucleotide messenger RNA. RefSeq names its product WD repeat-containing protein 20. Gene Ontology annotation, molecular function: protein binding. The transcript has 4 exons. The coding region runs from base 586 to 2367 and encodes 593 amino acids. NCBI's taxonomy places the organism in Eukaryota, Metazoa, Arthropoda, Insecta, Lepidoptera, Tortricidae. The record is from RefSeq and is a predicted model, not a curated record.
AUGUUAAAUGGAAGCCAUAGCCCUUUUAAUGCACUUGAAAAAAAUUAAACCAUAAACAAAAUUUACGAACCGUCACGUUUGACACAUGACUGUUAUUGCCAGAAGUUUGAUAAUUUUCACAACUUGCUUGAAAUAUUUUACUUGUUGGGAUAAAUGAAAUGAAACACAUUUACUAGUAAAAGCUUUCUAUAAUGCAUUUUUAACAUCAAAUUAAAAUAAAACCUUAUCAUAUACUCUAAAUUUUCGAACAUUCUUUAUGGUUUAAAAAAUAUCGUAAAUUUUUAUAUAUCAGCGUAACGUGAAAUUAUCGGAAUUCUCCCGGUAAGUAUCCGUCAAUAGUCUGGAAACCCCGCAGCUGACUUUUUAUGUUGAAUGCAAGAGAAAUAUUGAAUUCUACGUUUUAUACUUAUAAAUAAACAAUUUAAUUCACAAUUCGACGUAGUCAAAUGAGUAUAGUCGUCAUCUGUGCAUGCGGCAGCAUGCGUUGCUGCCGCGCGUUCCCGUACAUCCGUCGGCCGAGCUGUCACUUUUAAUCGGGGCUUCUGGUGGAGUUUAUGAAUAAUAACAGGAUAUUACUAUGAUAAUAUGGCCGUGCAGUCGGACUCCGGCGGGAAGGAUGACGUGAAGACGCAGUUCGUGACGCGGGAGGGCACGUACCGCCUGAUGACGCUGUCGGAGUACUCGCGGCCCAACCGGGUCGGGUACACGAGCGGGUCGGGCUCCUCUCACGUGCGCGUGUCGCUGGUGUCGCUGCCGCCGGGCCCGGGCGCCGCUCCGGGCUCGGACGGGCCACCCUCGGACGACAGGAUAUGCUUCAAUCACGGCAAGGAGCUCUAUGUGUAUGUGUACAGAGGAGUUAAGAAGGCAGCUGACCUGACAAAACCAGUGGACAAGAAGAUGUAUAAAGGCACGAACCCCACUUGCCACGACUUCAACACAGUUACAAUGGCUCCGGACAGUGUGGCACUGGUCAUCGGCUUCAGCACUGGACAGAUACAGCUCAUAGAUCCUAUCAAGAAAGAAUUAAGUAAAUUGUAUAAUGAAGAGAGACUGAUCGAUAAAACCCGGGUGACGUGUAUCAAAUGGGUCCCCGGCUCUAGCAACCUGUUCAUAACGGCCCACGCCUCCGGGCAACUGUAUGUUUACAACGAGGAAUUAACUUGCGGAACUACGGCGCCUCAUUAUCAGCUUUUCAAGCAGGGCGACGGUUAUUCAAUACACACGUGUAGAACUAAAUCGACGAGGAAUCCGCUGUACAGGUGGGUGAUCGGCGCCGAGGGCAGCUGCAUAAACGAGUUCGCGUUCUCGCCCUGCGGGACGAACUUGGCCGUCGUCUCCCAAGACGGCUUCCUCAGGGUAUUCCACUACGAUACUAUGGAGCUGAUCGGGAGGGCGAGGUCGUACUUCGGAGGUUUUUUAUGCGCGUGCUGGUCGCCCGACGGCAAGUACGUCGUGGUCGGGGGGGAGGACGACCUGGUCACGGUCUGGUCGUUCGGCGAGCGGCGGGUGGUCGCGCGCGGGCAGGGCCACCGCUCGUGGGUGUCCGUCGUCGCCUUCGACCCGUACGUCGUCAGCUUCGCCGACCCCGAGACCGAGGAGCCCGAGGAGAGACCGAAGAGCGACUUACAGUGCUACAGGUUAGGCAGCGUGUCCCAGGACACGCAGCUGUGCCUGUGGGACCUGACGGAGGACGUGCUGCGGCCGCCGCGCGCGCGCGCGUCCGCGCACCUGUCGCCCGGCGCGCCCGCGCUCUCGCCCAACGGCGUGCCGGCCAAGCCGCCCGCCAAGUGCGCCAAGACCAACAAGAUCGGCCACAAGCACGCCGAGCUGAGCAACGCCGCCGGCGAGCCCUCCGGCGCCAAGUCCAAAGCCAAGGCCAACAACGUGUCCACCCUGAACAUAAGCGUCGGCAAAGCCAAGGAGGAGACGGGGGUCAAUUCUUUAACGCAGCGGUUGGCCGGGUUCUCUUUCGGCGAGCGCCGCUCCGAGCACCGGCGGAAUUUCAGCCUGACGUCGAAACCGGAGCAGAAGGGCGCGUCGAACGCGGUCGCGAUGCGCGGGAAGUCGGCCGACUCGGGCGACCCCGUGAAGCUGAUCGGCACGCCGUCGUGCCCGCGCUUCGACGAGUGCCCCGUGCUGGAGCCUCUGGUGUGCAAGAAGAUCGCGCACGAGCGGCUGACGGCGCUGCAGUUCCGCGCGGAGUGCCUGGUGACGGCGUGCGCGGACGGCUGCGUCAACACGUGGGCGCGCCCGGCGCGCGGCCGGCCCGGCGAGGCGCGCGCGCACCGCAGGUUCGAGCGCAUCGACCGAGUCGACUAUCGCCCUAAGAAUAGGCGCCGGGGAUCCGCCGAGGCCCUGCUUCAUUGACGGCGCCUCCGACUCUUGAGGUUCUUUUC